Molecule: messenger RNA, 1058 nt
Organism: Ilex paraguariensis (yerba mate)
Lineage: Eukaryota; Viridiplantae; Streptophyta; Magnoliopsida; Aquifoliales; Aquifoliaceae
Source: the annotation of a GenBank genome assembly
UUGAUGGAUCUACUGAGGGAACUAAUGGAGGCCAUAUUUGAUUGGAUCUCGAGUAACAAAGAUAUCUGGACAAUUAGGGAAGAGCAUUUGACAGAUGAAGAUUUUGACCAUUUCAUGCAGCUUGUUCUGGACAUGCAUUUCCUGGUGGAAAUUGCUAGGUGCCAAGGCUACCUAACUGACAACAUGAAGAACGCCUGCAGGGUUACUGUAUCUCACAUGGAAUCUGUCUUCACCUAUGCAGGGUUGAAUCCUAAAAGGGGUGUAAACAAUAAUGAGUGGGCUGUAAAUGCUGCUACAAAUGCCCUUCUAAAGCUACAAGAGAUUGCAGAGACAGAACUACUUUCAGACGAAACUCCUGAUGACAUUGUCGAAGAAGAAAUUAACGAACAUCACUACCGGGGUUCAAGUGAACACUACCGGGGUGCAAGUGAUGAUGAAACUACUAUCAUAGAUUCUGGUGAGUGGAAAGAAGAUUCUGCAAGCAUAAAUGCAUCAGAAGUUCUCACCAAUUCAGAAACGGAGAUUACAAAAACAUAAGUCAUUCCCCUUGAUGAUGUAGACGUCGAAGGGGGAGGUUGUUUCGAAGACGAUAGGACGCCAGCAAGAGUUGUUGAUGCCUCUUUACUAAAAGAAGUCAAAGCCGAAAAUGCUGCUAAUCCAGAGGAAUGUACAUUACAGGAAAUGCAGGAAUCCAAAUUACAAGAGAUACUGUUACUUGCAGGUAAUGUUGGAGAAGCUUCCAAGCCAAGUACACCCUUAGAGAAGACGGCUAGCAAUGGGCGAGAUGGUAGUGAACUGGUGAUACACAAGCAAGAAGAGGAAAUGCAAAAACAAUCAAUGGGUACUCUUGUAUCUGCAGAAUAAAUAGAUGAAUGAUGAAGGUAGAAAAGGCAGCCUCGCAUAGUAUGUUUAAGGAUUCAGUCCAAAGAAGACAUUAGUUAGACCUUUGGUGUAACAUUUGACACCCAAAUUCUCUCUUUCUAUUCAGUCAAGCUACUAUCAAUAAUCCACUAGGAGGACUAUAUUUUCCUUCACAAAAUCCAGAUUAUAAAACGUUU